Molecule: messenger RNA, 1391 nt
Organism: Alosa alosa (allis shad)
Lineage: Eukaryota; Metazoa; Chordata; Actinopteri; Clupeiformes; Clupeidae
Product: probable G-protein coupled receptor 148
Biological process (GO): G protein-coupled receptor signaling pathway
Cellular component (GO): membrane
Molecular function (GO): G protein-coupled receptor activity
Source: RefSeq, a predicted model, not a curated record
UGUAUCAUGCUGCAUUAUCUCCUAUGAGUCAACAGUGUGUCUGUGGACUGAUAAAGUGUGGCGAUGGCAGGCUGGGCAGUAUUGAUUUACAGAGCCAUUAGACUAAUGGUUGACCGAACAGCCCACCAACAGCAUGGCAGCAGCACCAGCGGGUGGCCCCCAACCAGCAGAACUCCGAGAGACACGGGAAGGAACCUCAGCAGGAUUUCUGUUUGCACCGUUUCAACAAGGGUUUAGAGGAUCAUAUCUGAUGAGAUCGACAUCUCUCAGGGCCUAAAAGAGAACAAGCUUGUGUAUGCAUUCCACUGCCAGAAAGCCGUCACUCCCAGCUUGCUGCCAUCUAAAUGGCCUACGCCAUCAUUGCCAACGUGUCGGAGAAGUGGCUGGACGGCAUGGAGGGCGAGCGCAUGGAGCUCUUCCUCAUCCCCGCUGUGCUGUUGACCCUGGGCACGCUGCUGCUGGACCCCCUGCUGGUGACCUGCAUCCUGUGGUCGCCGGCGCUGCGGCAGGAGACCCGCUAUCUGCUGCUGGCCAACACGCUGGCGGCCGACGUGGCCUUCGCCUGCGUCAACAUGGCCAUGGUGACAUGCGCGGUGCUGCGCGUAGCCUUGCUGCGCGUGGCCUGCGAGGUGGCGCUGUCCGCCACUGUCACGGCCUACUGCUGUGCCGUGCUGGGCGUCACCUCCAUGGUGGUGGACACGUACGUGGCCGUGCGCUGGCCACUGCACUACGACAGCCUCCUGACGCCGACGCGCGCCCGCAAGAUCUCGGCGGCCCUCUGGCUGCUGGCCGCCUUGUACCCGCUCUCGCUGGUCAUCAUCCUGGAGCUGCUGGAGGACAACGCGCCCCGUCAGCUGCCCCUCUGCCUGGUGCUCAUCACCGUGGGCGCGCUGGGCAAGGAGAUGAUGGUGGGCGUGCACAUGUACUUCACCAUCGGCGCCGCGCUCUGCUUCCUGCUCAUCGUCUACUGCUACGCGCGGCUCUGCGUCACGCGCCACUCGGGCAUCUGGCACCAGCGUUACUCGCGCGCGCGCCUCACGAUGCUGGCGCACGGCACGCUGCUGCUGCUCUACUUCGUGCCGGGCCUGGUGUUCAUCGUGGAGCUGGCGCUGUUCGAGAGGCACCAGAUGGAGGGCCAGGCCAGCGUGUGGGUGAACAUGGUCAACAUGAGCGUGUUCAUGCUGCUGCCGCGGGCCUGCGCUCCGCUCCUCUACGGCCUGCGCUACCGCGAGAUCUACACCAUGCUCAAGCAGUUGCUGUUCAAGAGGCGCCAGCUUAGCCAGGUCAGCACGGUGUCCUAACCAGACACACACACACACACACACACACACACACACACACUGAACUGCCUCUCCUUGAACCCAUACUCAUAUGAUUCAUGAUGUUUGGGC